AGUCUUACCGAACCACCAAAAUGGCGAAAGUCGCCAAAACACACGAAGACAUUGAGGCCCAGAUCCUGGAGAUCCAGGGUAUGAAGGCUGCCCUGGUGGAGGAGGGAGCAGAUCAGGGUGUGGGCCUGGACUCAACUGGAUAUUACGACCAGGAGAUCUAUGGUGGCAGUGACAGCCGCUUUGCUGGAUAUGUCACCUCCAUUGCUGCCAAUGAACAGGAGGAUGAUGACGAGGAGGACUCUUCAACAAGUCUACUUGGACAGAAGAAACCGGGGUAUCAUGCUCCGGUGGCUAUACUCAAUGCGAUACCACAGUCAGAUGAACAGUACGACCCGUUCGCAGAGCACAGGCCCGCCAAGAUUGCAGAGCGUGAGGACGAGUACAAGGCCAGACGACGACAGAUGAUCAUCUCUCCGGAGCGACUCGACCCCUUUGCAGACGCAGUACUGCUUUGCCAGUCCUGUACUGCACUCUCUUAAGGGUGCAGCAACUCAUCCUGUGUAGGUUAUGGUGAACAGACAGAAGCGUGCGCUUGUCAGUUUUGUCAGGGUCCGCUGGUUGUCUGUCUGGGUGGGGGGCAGCUCUUACUCAAUAAACCUCUACCAUAAGAACCUUUUUAAUUUUGUCUUCUACCCUAGACUUUAUAUCAUUACAUUUAAACCAUAGCAAUUUCAUGGUAGUCUUUUGCUUUAGAUUGAUUUUGUCAUUCGUAAUGAAUUUAAAGAAAAUAUAUUGUUCUAAAAAGGAAGCCAAGAUCUACGUUUACGAAGUCGAAAUAGCAAUCGACUGAUGUCAAACUACCAGCUGCUUAGUAGCAGGCAGCCUGUCCCCCCCCCCCCCCCCCCCCCCUCCCCCUGGAACUAAUCCUAGCCUUCACGGCCCCUGAAGUAAACGUGUAACUACAUAUAGAUGCUCUCCCUACCCUGGGUUACAUAAAGUAGCUACACAUUUAUCUCACAAGAAGAUUCUUAGAUUUGGGAACAAUUUAGAUUUGAAUUGUAUUAAUCAAUACUUCACAAUCUAGAGGGUAUUUGACAUAUUUUCAUUUAUUUAAGGUUUGAGCCCCAGGAGGAAUUUUCUUUUGAGUGACGUAAAAAGAAAUCACAGGUGGUAUGCUUAUGUGUGUGAGUUCCAACCCUUUUCCAAAGUGUUACUAAUGGUAAAGAGACAUUUUCUAGGCUUCUUUUCUGCCGGUUGAAGUCUGACUGCAGAAGGACCCUUGGCACUGAAAGUGUACGUAUUCUGGAGAGCACAGCCCAGGACCCCUGCAUCAGUGAUGGCUUUAUCCUCGCCUGUUAUCUCCUUAAAAGAAAGAAAAAACCCCACCUCAGCUCUUUCUCAAUGUAUCUGCCUGUUGUUUUUUAUUCAGCUAUGUUUGUAUGUAACACAAGCAAGAGAGGACUGCCUGUAUGUUGUGUAUCUAGGGUUGUCUUGUUGUGAUUCAGCUUAAGGAACUAAUACAGUAAAAGUUUCUAAAGAAGUGAGGGCCUAGCUGAGCUGGCUGUGUUUUACUUGCUGUGUUUUAUGAAUCCGGGUCCUGGGGCGUGUUCUAAUCGGCUGCCCUGUGUCUUGUUGGUGCUCUCUCGCGCAGGGGGCAAAACGCCGGACCCAAAGCUGCAGUCCAGGUCGUACAUGGAUGUCAUGAAGGAGCAGCACCUGACCAAAGAGGAGAAAGAGAUCCGUCAGCAGAUGGCAGAAAAGGCCAAGACGGGAGACCUGAAGGCUGUCAACGGCUCUGCUGCCUCCCAGGCUGCCGCUGCCGCCGCCAAGCGCAAACGCCGCUGGGACCAGACGGCCGAGAAACAGGACCAAUCAGGAACCCCCAGCAACACCGGCACACCCAAGAAGAUGUCUAGCUGGGACCAGGCUGACCAGGCUGCUGAGCAGACCCCAGGACACACCCCUGGCCACACCCCCUCCAACAGCCGCUGGGACGAGACCCCUGGCAGGAAUAAGGGCAGCGAGACCCCAGGGGCCACUCCCAGCUCCCGGAUGUGGGACCCAACCCCCAGCCACACCCCGGCCGGAGCAGCCACCCCAGGCAGGGGGGACACACCGGGACACACCACCCCCGGACAUGGGGGAGCCACAGGCAGCGUGCGCAAAAACCGUUGGGAUGAGACCCCCAAGACUGAGAGGGAGACCCCUGGUCAUGGUAGUGGUUGGGCCGAGACUCCCCGUACAGACAGAGGAGACGAGUCUGUGGGAGAGACCCCUACCCCCGGGGCCAGUAAGAGGAAGUCCCGUUGGGACGAGACCCCUGCCAGCCAGAUGGGUUCUUCCACUCCACUGAUGACCCCUGGGAAGACCCCCAUUGGAACCCCUGCCAUGAAUAUGGCCACUCCCUCUCCAGGUCACCUGAUGAGCAUGACCCCAGAGCAGCUGCAGGCGUGGCGUUGGGAGAGGGAGAUCGAUGAGAGAAACCGACCUCUCACAGACGAUGAGCUGGACGCCAUGUUCCCAGAGGGAUACAAGGUCCUUCCCCCACCAGCAGGCUAUGUGCCCAUCCGUACCCCGGCCCGGAAGCUGUCUGCCACACCCACCCCCAUGGGGGGCAUGACGGGCUUCCACAUGCAGCAGGAGGACCGCUCCAUGAAGCAGAUCAACGACCAGCCCAGUGGGAACCUGCCCUUCCUCAAACCAGACGACAUCCAGUACUUUGAUAAACUGCUGGUUGAGGUAGAUGAGUCCACUCUGAGCCCAGAGGAACAGAAGGAGCGUAAGAUCAUGAAACUGCUGCUGAAGAUCAAGAACGGAACACCUCCCAUGAGAAAGGCUGCCCUGCGUCAGAUCACAGACAAGGCGAGGGAGUUUGGAGCAGGGCCCCUGUUCAACCAGAUCCUGCCCCUGCUCAUGUCUCCUACUCUGGAGGACCAGGAGCGCCACCUACUGGUCAAGGUCAUCGACCGCAUCCUCUACAAGCUGGACGAUCUCGUCCGCCCAUAUGUACACAAGAUCCUGGUGGUGAUUGAGCCCCUGCUGAUUGAUGAAGAUUACUACGCCAGAGUGGAGGGCAGAGAGAUCAUCUCUAACUUGGCCAAGGCUGCCGGCCUGGCCACUAUGAUCUCCACCAUGAGGCCUGAUAUUGACAACAUGGAUGAGUAUGUCAGAAAUACAACAGCCAGAGCUUUCGCUGUCGUAGCGUCCGCUCUGGGUAUCCCAUCCCUGCUGCCCUUCCUCAAGGCUGUGUGUAAGAGCAAGAAGUCAUGGCAGGCCCGCCACACGGGCAUCAAGAUUGUCCAGCAGAUCGCCAUCCUCAUGGGUUGUGCCAUCCUGCCCCAUCUGAGGAGUUUGGUGGAGAUCAUCGAGCAUGGUCUGGUGGAUGAGCAGCAGAAGGUGCGGACCAUCAGUGCCCUGGCCAUUGCUGCCCUGGCGGAGGCUGCCACUCCCUACGGUAUCGAGUCCUUUGACUCCGUACUCAAACCCCUGUGGAAAGGUAUCAGACAGCACAGAGGAAAGGGUCUGGCUGCGUUCCUGAAGGCCAUUGGCUACCUGAUCCCUCUAAUGGAUGCUGAGUAUGCUAACUACUACACCAGAGAGGUCAUGCUGAUCCUCAUCAGAGAGUUCCAGUCCCCUGACGAGGAGAUGAAGAAGAUCGUGCUCAAGGUGGUGAAACAGUGCUGUGGUACUGACGGUGUGGAGGCCAACUACAUCAAGACAGAGAUCCUGCCCCCCUUCUUCAAGCACUUCUGGCAGCACAGGAUGGCCCUGGACAGACGCAACUACAGACAGCUGGUGGACACCACAGUAGAGCUGGCCAACAAGGUGGGAGCAGCAGAGAUCAUCUCUCGUAUAGUAGAUGACCUGAAGGACGAGGCAGAGCAGUACAGGAAGAUGGUGAUGGAGACCAUAGAGAAGAUCAUGGGGAACCUGGGAGCUGCUGACAUCGACCACAAGCUGGAGGAGCAGCUGAUCGAUGGCAUCCUGUACGCCUUCCAGGAACAGACCACUGAGGACUCUGUAAUGCUGAACGGGUUUGGCACGGUGGUGAAUGCCCUGGGGAAGAGGGUGAAGCCCUACCUGCCUCAGAUCUGUGGUACGGUACUGUGGCGUCUCAACAACAAGUCUGCCAAGGUCCGCCAGCAGGCUGCUGACCUCAUCUCUCGUACCGCCGUGGUCAUGAAGACCUGCCAGGAGGAGAAGCUGAUGGGUCACCUGGGAGUGGUGUUAUAUGAGUACCUAGGAGAGGAGUAUCCUGAAGUACUGGGAAGCAUCCUCGGUGCUCUCAAGGCCAUCGUCAACGUCAUCGGCAUGCAUAAGAUGACUCCACCAAUCAAAGACCUGCUGCCGCGCCUGACGCCAAUCUUGAAGAACAGACAUGAGAAGGUGCAGGAGAACUGUAUUGACCUGGUGGGCAGGAUUGCUGACAGGGGUGCUGAGUACGUGUCGGCCAGGGAAUGGAUGCGGAUCUGUUUUGAGCUGCUGGAGCUCCUGAAGGCCCACAAGAAGGCCAUCCGCAGAGCCACUGUCAACACCUUUGGAUACAUCGCCAAGGCUAUCGGACCCCAUGACGUGCUGGCCACACUACUAAACAACCUGAAGGUUCAGGAGCGUCAGAACAGAGUGUGUACUACCGUAGCCAUCGCCAUCGUGGCUGAGACCUGUUCUCCCUUCACCGUGCUCCCCGCGCUCAUGAAUGAGUACCGCGUGCCAGAGCUCAACGUGCAGAAUGGCGUGCUCAAGUCCCUCUCCUUCCUGUUUGAGUACAUUGGGGAGAUGGGCAAGGACUACAUUUACGCUGUCACGCCCCUGCUGGAGGAUGCACUGAUGGACAGAGACUUGGUCCACAGACAGACAGCCAGUGCCGUGGUGCAGCACAUGUCCCUGGGUGUCUACGGCUUUGGCUGUGAAGACUCUCUCAACCACCUGCUCAACUAUGUGUGGCCCAACGUGUUUGAGACGUCGCCCCACGUCAUCCAGGCUGUGAUGGGGGCCUUGGAAGGCCUCAGGGUGGCCAUCGGCCCCUGCCGCAUGCUGCAGUAUUGCCUACAGGGUCUGUUCCACCCAGCCAGGAAGGUGCGAGACGUCUACUGGAAGAUCUACAACUCUAUCUACAUCGGCUCCCAGGAUGCUCUCAUUGCUCAUUACCCACACGUCUACAACGAUGAGAAGAACCCUUACCUCCGCUAUGAGCUGGAGUACUUCUUGUGAUUCUGCUCUUCUCACUCUGACGAUUUCUCUCCCUCUUCUCUUGGUCCUAUCUCUCUUUGUGUAUAGGACUUGGUCCAUGUUUUUAUAUUAUUUAUCUCCUCUGUCUUUGUAGUGGUUGUAUCCAACACAGCCACAGUGGCUGUGGCCUGAGAUUCAUUUUUAAUACAAUAAAAACUGUGUAUGAUAGGGAAAUGGAGUAUAAAAUGGAGCAGCUUCUUAGAGCUUGUAUGUAUUGUUUUGUUUUAUUUCUCCUUUUAUAAUCAUUUCCAUAAGGAAUGACAGACAGUACAGUGAAGUGCAGGCUCUAAGUUAGCCUUGUUAUGGAAUGGAAAAGCAACUCAGUGAAACUCUUUAAAAUAUUGUCAUGGUUUCUUUUUACCGGCCUUGACCGUUCCUUCUCAAUGCUUUGCUCGCUUAUCAGUGAUCACCCCCCUGUUCUUAUCAGAAUGUUGCUUUAUUUGACUGAAUAAACGUUUGUGUAGAAAAUAAAACCUCUGCUUUA
This is a messenger RNA of Oncorhynchus kisutch (coho salmon), 5653 nucleotides long. Its product is annotated as splicing factor 3B subunit 1. Bases 1525 to 5151 code for a protein of 1208 amino acids. Gene Ontology annotation, biological process: spliceosomal complex assembly. Gene Ontology annotation, molecular function: mRNA binding. Lineage: Eukaryota; Metazoa; Chordata; Actinopteri; Salmoniformes; Salmonidae. The transcript is spliced from 23 exons. The record is from RefSeq and is a predicted model, not a curated record.